CUGGAGGGUGCAUGGCUUCCCUGCUUUCUCCAGCACUAGCUGGCUCUGCUCCCAAGGGGCGAGAUGGCGGAUUUGGUUUGGCUGGCCAUACCGUGUUGCGUGAUGUUACAGGGGAACGGCCGUGGAGUCGACAGAGCGUGAGCCGAACGCAGCCCGCACCAUGGCUUCAGUCAGGAGUGUCCCCUAUAGAAACAGCAUGAACACAGAGACCGUCGUGAAAAUCAUCGGGAGCAAAUACAUCCGCUGCACUGUAGAAAAACCCACCGCCACGGGAAAGGAGAGCAUGGAGGUUGAAACUCAAGCUGCACUCAAGAAGUUGCCCCCUUCUAAUACAAGACAGAUACAUGGAAACCCUCCAGGUCUCAGUAACUCUCUUUGUCAACAAAUCAAUUAUGACUUUGAUUAUGCAAGACAGAAUAAAGGCAAACAGGAAGAGGACAAGUCUAAACACGCACGAACAAGCAGCAGCAGACUUUUGGAUGGCAAAGUUUCAAAAUCAUCAAAUAUUCAGUGCGUCAGUGUUCCCUCAGGAGACCAGACUUUGUCCUAUAUUCACGUCCUUCAAAAGCCAUUUCUGAGAGUUCAGGCUUUAGGACAACAAGUAGGAGAGCACCAGGUUUUCAACCAAGGUCCAGCAGAGUCACCGGAGGAAGACGAUUCUCUCCUGACUCUAGUCAGAAAUGAAUUUGGACGGGCUCCUUUUAAUUUGGCUUUGUUGGAAGAAGUGCUGAGAGAUCUUAAGGCUCUGGAUCCCUCCUUCUCAGGCUUUCUUCCUCAGUCUCAGCUGAGCUGUCUCCUUCUGAAGCAUGAAGUCCCUCUACAAUUACCGACUGUCAAGCUUCUUUUUGAGAGGUUUUUCAAAGCAAAUGACUCUGAACUGGUGAAUUAUGACAAGCUGGUUCAGUUUUUAAGACUAGCUGCAGCAAUUAAAAUGCAGAAUAUCGAGACAUGUGCUCCGGGUCUUCAAGUAAAGAGUCUAACUGCAAAGGAUCAAAGCAAAAGCUUUCUGACUUCCGAAGACCCAAUACAGACCUUGAAGCAAGCAAUAAGGGAACGUAAAGCGGAACUGGACAUAGAAAAGCUGAGCUUAAGUUUUCAGAAAGAAGACAAGUCCUCUUCAGGCCUUCUCUCAUUUUGUAAAGUUGAGAUGAUUUGCCAGAAGCAUGGAUUAGUACUAACUCCUUUGUUGCUGGAAGCUUUGUUCAAGAAACACGAGUUGUGCACAGGAGGCAGAGUACAAUGGAGGAAGCUUGUGGAGUUACUCAAGGAAGCUCACUCAGAUAUGGCCUCUAAUUUGUCUCUUCCUGCAGGUGAAAUCAAAGAAGAAACCUGUGAUGGUCUGGCUACGCACCCGGAAAAAACAAAAGGCCACAAAAUGCCAGCUUCUGAGACCUGGAUUAAAAAUGACAGCUCUACAGAAGGCAAAGAAAAACAAGUAGCACAGUCCUUCUUUGGUCCGGCUGGCUCCAGUGAUUGUGAAGAACAAGACACUUGGAUAGACCGGUUCAGAAAACUGGAGAAAGCUCUUUAUUUGUGUGACAUAAAAAACACAGGCAUGCUGGAAAAGGAAAAAGCAAGGCGCCUGAUCCACAACUAUAACCUCAUCUAUGAUCUUGCUCUGAGUCCCUUGAAAAUUGAUCAGGCCUUACGAAAUUUCCGUUCUGGAGAAAAUAUGCCACUGCAACCGGUGCUGCAGUAUUUAAAGGAGUUAUAACAAGAAGCACUUAUAAUACGGCUUUCAUUAGUUCAUUUCUCCCCCACUGACUAUGAAAUGUGGGUGAUGUGCUAGCUGCCCAACAGAAUUCUUAAUAAUCCCCUGUUCUGGAAAAGACAUGAUGCAAGAUUAGUGACAGCUGCGUCUUUCACCUGAGUGAAGCUGUAUUAAAGCUGCUUUGUUUGAAAUUAAGCCAGGUAGCCACAUAGAAUCACGGUUUUCCUCCUGAUACUUAAAGAUCAGCUCAGUCUUCACAACUGGGAGGCAGGUGCAGUUGUGAAUUGCAGACACCCCACAGCCUGAGUAUAUUAGUGUCCGGGAGUGUGACAAGUCUGCCCAUUAUAAAUAUAACAGCAUUUGCGUGAGAGACUAAGUUUGAAUUUUAAACACCAUGAAAGCAUUCAGUAGAUGUUCAAAUCUGGGCCACAUCUCUAUUAAUUAUAGUGAUCAUCAGACUUAAUAAAGAAUCAGUUGUCAGAUGA
Molecule: messenger RNA, 2196 nt
Organism: Gavialis gangeticus (Gharial)
Lineage: Eukaryota; Metazoa; Chordata; Crocodylia; Gavialidae
Gene: CUNH1orf87
Product: chromosome unknown C1orf87 homolog
Exons: 11
Coding region: 161-1714 (517 amino acids)
Source: RefSeq, a predicted model, not a curated record